AUGGCUUGUGCUAGUGUGACCGUUCCAGUAGGGGUUCCGCUGUCGAAGAGGAAUAUGAUGAGUCUCUAUGAUCUAGAGUCGCUGAAGGUCAACUGCCGAAAGGCAAAGGAUAGGGGGUACUUUAUAGGGCAACCACCGUCGUCACAAAAGACGUGGAGAAAUCAGUGGUUCUUUGCCUUUGGCAACUGGGAGUGCUGGCUUGGGAAGACUGUCAGCAUACACGUGCCCGCCCAAUUUCAAUCUAUAGGUUCCAUGAAGUGUAGGGCAGUAUCCAGGGAAGAAGAGGAAGAGAUAGAGCUGGAGAGUAGACUAGUCCCUGCAGAGGCAUGUGAGAUAAGGAACAUUGUGACACCAGUGCUUUUUCUGGAGUUGGGGCUGCUUCAAGGAAUGGUUGAGGUACCAAAAACUAUAGUGACGGUGAAGGGUUCACCGAAGGUAGCGGUUGAUCAAGAGGAGAGGCAACGGAAGUUGUGA
Molecule: messenger RNA, 474 nt
Organism: Prunus armeniaca (apricot)
Lineage: Eukaryota; Viridiplantae; Streptophyta; Magnoliopsida; Rosales; Rosaceae
Source: the annotation of a GenBank genome assembly